Molecule: messenger RNA, 5770 nt
Organism: Pantherophis guttatus
Lineage: Eukaryota; Metazoa; Chordata; Lepidosauria; Squamata; Colubridae
Source: RefSeq, a predicted model, not a curated record
GAGUCCAGAGAAAAUCCGAUAUUUACACCACCUACUCUUUAUAUGCGCUAACUCCAUAUAUUAUUCGGGGAGGAUCAUGUGGUCGGUAAGCCUGGACACCCUCUUGACUGCACAUAAUCAAUUAAAAAAUACCUAUAUUAGGUAUGUUGUUCAUGUGUUUUUUAAAUUUAUUUUUCGUGGCAAACCUUUUUUGAAAUCUAUCACACUGCCGAUGUCCUGAUAAUAUCAGGGGGAAAUUAUUACUGAUUACGCCACAAGGCUCCUUAACCAAAGGGUAACGUUGAACCAAGGAAACGAAAACGCAGCGGAGGCAGGCAGGCAGGCAGACGAAAAGAAACCGUCGUCACGGGCUCGGAGUUCGGCGAGUGUUGGCCACAGGGCGGCGCCGCUCCCACAGCCAAAACCUUCCGGCAUCUUUGCGCUCAAUUGCCAAGCUCAGCGUCUUGGCCCAAAAUGCCCGGGUCCUGCUCGGAGAUCAAAUUGCGGGGAAGAGCUCUAUGCGUCUCCUGGCUUUCCUGGGCCCUCUGGGGCAGCUUGGCCCUGGCUCCGGCUUGCGGGUACGUGAUCGUGAAUUCGGUCUCCUGGUCGGUGCCCAACGAGGUGGAAGAAGAGCUGGACAGCUCCUCCAACGAAGAGGCUCUCCCCGCCCUCCUUGAAGACACCAGCAGCAUUUGGAAGCAGAGCUACCCGGCCUCGGUGUACAAAGAAGAAGAGGAAAUGCGAACCCGGCCGGGAACGGGGAGAUCGAAGCAAAUCUCUUCGCCGUCGCGGAUGUUUUCUUACCGGAAGGAGAGCUCCAAAGGAGCAGACAGCCCAGCGCUUCCUCUGGAGCAAGCAGCCAGAACGGCCCGGUUUCUGAUGCAUCGCCACGGCUGGGGCUUCUUGGCCACGACAUCAACUCAAGAAAAGAUCCAGGGGGCACCAUUUGGGACUUGUUUAUCUAUCAGUGAUGGCCCCUCAGACAACAGCACCGGGAUUCCUUACUUUUACAUGACUCCAAAGGAUAAAACUGUAGCUGAUCUGGUGAAAAAUUCAAUUGCUUCAUUGACAUUACCUGAAGCAGAAGGAGAUUUUUGCAGAAAAACAAUUAUUGACCCUGAUGACCCAAAGUGUACCAGGCUAACUUUUAUUGGAAAUAUGGUUACAGUGCCUCCAGAAGAACUGGAAUCUGUCAAGCAAGCUCUGUUUUCUAGGCACCCCAUAAUGAGAAAAUGGCCUCGCAAUUAUGAAUGGUUCUUUAUGAAAAUGAAUAUUGAACAUAUAUGGCUACAGGACUGACCAACAUAUAAUAUACUAAGAAUGCAGCUGGCAGUUACUGUUCUGCACAUAAAUAUUAAGCUAUUGCAUGAAACCCUUACUACUUCUCAGAACUUCCUUGCUUCAGGAAAAAGAGAUCUGAAGUUUUUACUUCAUUUCCAAUAUUAUACAGUAUUUCUGCUAUUGUUUAAGUCUAAACAAGCUACAGAGUAUUAACAAUAGACUGUGAAUUUUAAAUAAUGGUUUAUAAAUCUAUUUAUUUAUUUAUUUAUUAUUUAUUUACUUAUUUACUUACUUACUUACUUAUUUAUUUGAUUGAUUGAUUGAUUGAUCGAUCGAUCGAUCAAUUUAUUGACUUGUAUCCCUCCAUUUUACAUUUGUGAGUUCUCAAGGUGACCAAGAAAAGUUAAAAAUGGUAACAUUAGCUAGCUGAUAAUUUAAAACCAACACUAAAAUUUAAGCUGUUAUCAAUUAAAUUCUUGAUAAAAUAUGCAUCAGUAGAAAUAUUAAUUCUGGGAGUAGGGGCCAACCACAACUUACGAGGGCCGGGAAAUAAACAAAAGGCCAUUUCCUGCAUGUCAGAAAGAUAAACCAGUGGGAAUAUCUUCAAGACGGCUAUUCCUGCUGGUUCCUUUUUAGUAUGCAUGGUAAUAACAGGCCAAGUGCUACCUUAGAGAGAAAAGUCCUGAGCUGUUUAGGAUUUAAAGGUCAAUUUCAAUACUUUAAAGCACUGGCAACCAAUGUAGAUCUUUCACUAAAGGCAUUGUGUGAUUCUGGUAUCUUGACAGCAGUCUAUCAACUACGUUUGUAUAAUGCAGUACUAGUUCUAUUUUUAAUUUGCAGUUCUAUUUUUUCAAGAAUUGCCCACUAUUGUGUACUGUACUAGUUGAGAUGGGACACAAUCAAGGCACAAAACAGCAUCUCCAAUCCUAGUGGGUCAUAAAUUGUCAUGGCUGGCAUAACAGGUGUGUCAUUGUGAAAAAGCAUUCCUCACUGUAGCAGAUUUUAAAUCAAAUGCCUACAAAUUUAAGACAGCUAAAACUGAGCAAGUCCUCCCACAUUACAAAUCUAGUCUCUCGGGGAAGUGUAGCCUUGUCAUUUGGACACAAUGAGAUACUACAAUUAAUUAAAAAUUGAAGCAUAAGCUUUGUCAUUGAAUUCCCAGAGACCUGAAUAGAGAAGGGGUAUCAGACUAGGUCAGCCUAAAAACUCACAUAUAUAUUAAAUGUGGCAACUUCAACACAGCCAAGUUGAAGAUAUUACUAGCCCACAAUAAGGCAUUCUCCUUUUUAUGCUGAUGUUACAGUGUCAAAAACCAAUCCCUUUUUAAAAGUUAAGGGAUAAUUUGUUUUAUUUUGGGACCAGUUAAUAAAGAACAGAGUAGACAUUCUUAAAUAAUCUCUGUAAUAUAAUUUAUAAUCCCUGCAUCACCUAAUAUGUGGGAUUGAUUUUAGAGCCAGGCCAGUUUCAAGUGUGCAUGUUUCUCCUACACCUCCCAAUAGUGUGAUUUAUUACAUUUAUAUCACCUUUUUAUACUGUAACAUUAUGUUCAUGAUGAUCAGAACUGACAAUAAUGGGUUGUUACAUCUAGAAAUGCUCUAAAUUAUAUAUUUUAGCCAUUUUAUUUUGCUUGUAUCCAAGAGGAGGUCAAUGAAAACUUGUAAAUUCCUUACCCCCAUAGUAAAUUUCAAAUGGCUUUCCUGUACUGGAAUUAUUAUUUUAAGAUGCCAUAUGGCAAGCAAAAGAUGGAUCAAUAGAUUUUAUUCUUAUUUAUGAAGAAGAGUAAAAUAUUGUAAUGUGCAUGCCCUUGUUGUUCAGAGUAAAACAGAAUGACAUGUAUUGGUUUGAUUGUGCUUCACUAGUACUGUAUAUUGAAAGUAAUGCAUUUUUGUGCCUUUGGUGUGAUAUCAUGUAUUUUUAGAGUGAUAAACAAAGGACAUCAUCAAGUUGCUCUUAAGAAUUCCAUUCAGAUCUAUCAUACCAAACACUAAAACAAUCAAAAACAAUCUAGCAUGAUCAUGCAUUAAAUAAGUGAUUUACAAUCAAGAAGUGAGAAUAUUUCUUUUGGAAGAGUAGCAUAAAUCUUUGAACAUCGCAUAAAGAUUGUCAAUUAUUUUAUAUACAGCAUUAUGCAACAGAUCUUUAGCAAUGGUAUAAUUAUUGUAAAUAGCACAAUAUUAAUUUAUGCCCCAAAUUUAAUGUGAUUUAACUAUUUAUUUAUUUAUUUAUUUAUUUAUUUAUUUAUUUAUUUAUUUAUUUAUUUAUUUAUUUAUUGGAUUUGUAUGCCAUUCUUCUCCCGAAGGACUCAGGGCGGCUCACAACAAUAAGAAACAGAAAAUACAAAAGUUAAAAGACAAAUUAAAUCAGAAUAUCCAAUAAAUAAGAUUAAGCGUGGGAAUACAAAUUCAAAUUUAAAAUUUAAGAAUUUAAAAAGCUGCUAAAAUCAAUUUAGGGUCAACCCAGGCCCACCCGCUGGAAGAGCCAGGUCUUCAAGGCCCGGCGGAAGGUUCGGAGAUCGGGGAUUAUCCGGAGCUCCAGGGGUAACGUAUUCCAGAGGGUUGACUGGUGACUGGGGGUCACCAGUCGACAUUGUCUGGCCGAAGGUACCCUGAGGAGGCCAACUCUGUGGGAGCGAACCGGGCAAUGGGAGUCUACCGGUGGCAGGAGGUGGUCUCGCAAAUACUCUGGUCCUAAGCCACGUAGGGCUUUAAAGGUGAUCACCAGCAUCUUGAAUUGCACUUGGAAGACAACCAGGAGCCAAUGCAGACCGCGAAGGAAUGGUAUGACAUGGGAGUACUGAGGUACCCCCAUGACAACCCACGUGGCCACAUUCUGCACCAGUUGAAGUCUCCGAGUGCUCCUCAAGGGCAGCCCCAUGUAAAGUGCAUUGCAGUAGUCCAAACGAGAGGUGAUGAGGGCAUGAGUAACUGUAAGGCAUCUCGGUCCAAAAAGGGGCGCAAUUGGCGAACCAGGUGAACCUGGACAAAGGUUCCCCUGGCUCCGGCAGUCAAAUGAUCUUCUGAGUUGUCUUCAUAUUUCCUGGUAUCUCACACAAAUAUGGCUUUCAUAGUGCCAAGAUAAAAGCAACACACAUGCCUUCUGUUCCUGUUGGAGGUACAUGCCUGUUGAGGUACAUGCCAUUUGCAUAUGGGCAACACAGGAUUUAUGUAGUUUGUUGACGGCAAAGUGAGUUGUGCCCAGAAUAUUUUGGGAGGUGUUUCAAUAGUUUUGAAAGAGAAAUAGGGGCCUUAAACAUCUGUAAUGUGUGAAGAAUCUAUUUUGCUUCCUUGCCUUCCCAUGUGCAAAGUUUGGGUCCUUUCUACUUUACAAGCUUUAGGAAAUAUAAAAGAGCUACUAAAGGUAGGAGUCUGCAAAUUUUACUCUGCUAGUCAUUGUCAGCUAUAGGGGGCAGUGCUCAUCUGUUUAUAGGCCAUUGAACCAGUGCUGUCCAAAGACAUUUUUAUGGUCAUGUGGCCAGCAUGAAGUCAUGGAGCAUUGGAGCACUGUUACCUUCCCACUGAAGUGGUACCUAUUGAUCUACUUGCAUUUGUAUGCUUUCAAACUAUUAAGUUGGCAGGAGCUGGGGCAAGGACGGGAGCUCAUACUGUCAUGUGGAACUCAGGUCUCGAACCUAGCUGACUUUCCAGCUGACAAGCUCAGCGUCUUAAUCUCUGAGCCACCACGCCACCUGCUAAUGAACUGUUUAUUUAUUCAUUUGUUUAUUUAAUUUAUCAAAUUUAGAGAUUUAGCAACUGCCCAUCUCUCAGAACCAUUCUUUUUGGACCAGUGGUGGAGGCAUUUCCCUCACUUCAGUUGAAGGAUGCAUCCAUCCUCAUACAACUUUCCACCUUAAAGAGAUUCCAAUUUUGUUUUUAUAAUAUCUAUUAAAAUAUAGAAUUCAGAAUAAAUGUCUGCUAAACUCCUCAGUGAGGUUUUCUUCAGCUAAACAUUUCCCUAAUUGUGAUUUAGUGAUGCCGUGUAAAAUUUCCUAUGGAGAUCUUAAUCUUGUUGAUUUUGAUUGGCAAAGUAAAAUCAUUAUGUAUUCAGUCAUAAAAAGGGGUAUUCAGAAUCAGAGACUUAACAUGUACAGUAUUUUAAUAUAUUUAUAUUAUCUCUGAUAUUAAUAUUUCAAAAGUCUAGCAGGCAUUAAGCUCUCUUUCUAACAAAACAGGUCCAUAAUAACCAUGUUUUAUAUCUGCUGUAUCUCUGGUGAAAAAUUUAUAUAUUUUAAAAUAUAAUUUCAACUGGGUAAAAUUACACAAUCAGUAAUAUAGUACCUGUGGAAGAACUAAGCAUUGUUUUAUUUGCUACUUAACCAAAGAAUGUAUUUCAAAAAUAUUUUCCUCAACUGGAUAAAAAUAUUUUGCUUGUUUUGCCCUACUUGUCCAUUUGCACUUAUGAAUGACUUGAUCAUUGUAACGCACUUAUCAAACAUUAAAUGUUAAUAAAAUAAAAUGUUAAUAAAGUACUAAUGGAAAUGGCCAUUCUUUUAUUAAUAAAAUACAUUAAUGUA